Molecule: messenger RNA, 3336 nt
Organism: Anopheles funestus (African malaria mosquito)
Lineage: Eukaryota; Metazoa; Arthropoda; Insecta; Diptera; Culicidae
Product: PP2C-like domain-containing protein CG9801
Exons: 5
Coding region: 897-2873 (658 amino acids)
Source: RefSeq, a predicted model, not a curated record
UAUCAAAGUCUGUAGAGUAAUGAGGUCUCGUAAUAGAGGGGUUUUGGCAGCUCUUGGAAUAACAAUGAAAAAUAAAAAUGACAGAUAGGUGUCCGAAGCUCCUACACGAUGUUGUGUAGUUGUAUGUGUACGGUUGUUUUGGAGGCUGCUUCAGCUGCUCGUGUAAACAUGAUUUUGUUUCAAGACAUCCUACGGUUAAUUGUUGUAGAUUUUAUUUUAAAACGAAAUCUUUUAAUAGUGUGAUUAUCGUGUAAUACAAUGCGCAAUGGAAAUUUAUGGAAUAGUGCAUAUAUUCCCCACAUUUUAACGUUGCAACGACUGUCGCCAAAACUACGAGCGCUGAAAUUUGCUCAGUAAACAAUUCACCAAUACAUAGCCAAGGACGUCUAACUGUCAAAAUGAAAAUCCAAGAUGGCAAUGUCAACAAAGCCUAAUCCGCGACCUCAUUACUCUACAGACUUUGCCCCAUAUCCUUACCUCCAAAUGUCACAACAUUGCUUCUGAGCUCCGUCAAUUGGAAAAGUCAAUAGGAGGCGUUUACGUAUCGCAAGAAAAAUCGGAAAAACCUUCGAAUAUCGUACUGGGUAAUGUUAAUUACGAGUAACUUGCGACAAUCUUUUGGUACGUGAAUCCCGUCCAAGUGUGUAAAACUUUACCUUGAUUUGUGUACCUACAUCUGUUAAUCGGAAAUCCUGUGUAGCGCAAUACAGAAGUUUAAUCGAAACAAAGGAAAAUUGGUAAUGGCGUAUUGAAAGAGCUUGUGGUGCUGUUGUAUGCCGUUGUUGUUGGACUGUAUCUGCCAAUCUAGUUUAAUUAUGCAGUGUAUCGGUGUGCUGCAAUGAACGCGCUGUGAUACACAAAGUAAAUUCGAAGUUGUGAGCACCACAAGGACAAUCAUGCCAUCCUUCCGACAGAAGGUUACAACUUACUUCCGUCAACUGAGUUUUGUGUCCGAACGAGACCAGCGCGGACCAGCGCAACAAUGCUCGUCCAUGGCGUCCGGGAGCUUCAUGACCAGAUAUUUAGAUGGUGAGUGGGAACCUCCCGAUACUAAGACACCUAUUUACAAUGGCAAAUUACCGGAGGACUUGCCAGAUGUACGUAUCGGGCGGUACGUUGUUCGUGGGACCGAAACUGAUGCGUCCUACACAGGACCAUUCGAAGGUCUAACGGGCGUAAGGCGUGCCAAGUCGCAUCUAACGGCAGGCAUUGAAGACGAUAUAGACUACAUUGACGUUCUGCAAGAGCAGGGUUCAACGUCGCAACAGGAACCAUCUACCAAACCGCCAGUACCUGGAUUGGACGCAAAUUCAAACACAAAAUCACUUACGUCGAAUGCUAAUGUGAAGCGUUCCGAAUCUCAUUCCACAACCAUGAAACAAACGAGUGCGGACAAACAACAUCUGGAAAUCAAAAAAGUCAAUGAUGAUCCUAUUGCUAACAUCACUGACUGGAACCGUCCAAACGAGGAUGCGUAUGGUAUAUCCGUCUCUUUGUACGAGAAGCAUCUGCAUACGUCGGGUAAUGUUGGGGAUCCGAUUGCAGACUGCUUUGGCAUUAUAUCCCGAGCCGACUCAUGUAUAAUGGCCAUGGCAGAUGGUGUCAACUGGGGUGAAGGAGCCCGUAUUGCCGCAAGAUCUGCUAUUCAGGGUGCGAUUGAAUAUUUAAAUUCUGCCGUAUUCGGUAUACAUCAAGUGUCAUCAACCAGAGAAAUAUUUGUCAGCCUCAUUCGCAGCUUUUGGGAAGCGCACAACUACAUACUUCAAGUGGGAGGUGCUUUGAGUACGUUAACUGUCGCCAUUAUUUUACCCGUUGAAUCAUCUGAGCAAAGUGUAGUAUGCUGUUGCAAUGUAGGAGACUCGCUUGGAUAUAUAUUUUCAAAAAACAACAUCGUGCGGGAAAUAACAAUGGGAUCACAUGAUGUUAGUCUUAUGCGAGAUAUGCGAGAUGCGUUAGGUGCAUUGGGUCCUGUAUAUGGCGAUAAACCGGAAAUGAGCAAUCUCACACUGUCCAUGUCCUACGUUGACGAAGGAGACAUCGUGUUCCUCACGUCGGAUGGAAUCAGUGAUAAUUUUGAUCCAGUAGUUGGAAAAUUUGCUGAAGCCGUAGGUGGUAAACCUGGUGCCGGAAACAAUGCAGCCGGAAGUGUGACCAGCGCCAACAAACCAUCAUCACAUCACCUUAAUGAGCGCAAAAGUAAGACGGGAUUAGCUCCAAAGAGGCAGAACAAAAGUGCUCCCAUGCUUACACUAGCGCAAAGCAAUGGUGCAAUUGAUCCGCAAUAUGCAAGCACAAAUCAUGCUGGUAGUUCGCGUGCUGAGCGAAAAAUGCCAGUCCCUGUAAGAAAACCACCGUCGACGCAACUCGCUGGAGCUCAGGAAAAAAGCUACAGUUCAAAGUAUGUAACACGGUCGAAAACAUUUAUCGAACCGGCAGCCGCUGUAAGGCGAUCGAAUAAUCUCGUUGCAAAGACAUCCUCUCCGAUAAUGCUGCCGCAAGUAACAGCACAACAGAGACACGUACUAACUCUUUUACGAAUAGCUGAUUUGUUGGUUUACGGCAUUAACGGUUCACUACGACCAUGUACGAAUGCGAAGCAAUUGUGUCAGCUGUUGAUCGAUUUUGUAUCGUGUAUUACGGCGGCCAAACGCAAGCUACUGGAGCAACGCGAGCUAUACUAUAAAAUAGUAUCCGAUCCAGACGGAAGUCGUAGGGAAGUUGCGCACAGUGCACACGAACACAAAGUGAUACGAAAGCGUAUGGUUGAUGGAACCACGUUCUCGUUGCUGCCCGGUAAACUGGAUCAUGCCUCGAUCGUCGCAUACACCGUACACAGAUGUAAAUCGCAAUCUACGGCCGAACAUAUUAUAUAAUGAUAACCUUUGAACUGCCCAUUUUUCGCACGAUUGAAUAUUUUUGUAUACCUACGGUUGUAAAUGCCCGUAAGUAACGUUCAGUAACGCACGUUUGCAAUGCGUAAAGUGCGAAACAAAAGUAUUAUUUAUGACUCAGCUUCAGCUAUUGUAUUGUGAACGUUAGGCUGUGGUUCAGGCCACCGGUCCAUGCCGGAACCAUGCUUUUCCCGUACCAGUGAAUUGCAGAUUUCGCGUAUUAACCACUUUGAAAUUUAAUUAUUUUAUACGUAACGGGGAAUGCUUUUACCCGUCACAUUUUGCCCUUCGCUAACGAUUUUGCGCCUAUAGUAUAAAAAUAUUGCUGGCACAAAUGAACUUUAUUCGCCUUUUUUAAUCAGGUUUUCGUACAAGGUACUACAGCAAUAAGGGUAAGAAAAGUUCGUAUAAAGAGUCGUCUGCCGAGUAAUAGCUGUGGAAUGAA